AGCCAGUCCUGCAGGGGGCGGGGAGCCUGCUUCCUUCUUGCCUCUCUACCCAUCCUGAAGAGGGUAGGAAUGAACAGGGGUCUCCCUUGACCUCCCGUUUGGAGAAGAUGCCGGAGGAACACUGAAAGGCAGGCCGUCUCUCAACUUCCGUGAGGAUCACCCAGAUCCAGCAAGCCCAUCUCUUCCAGUAUUGUUUCGAGCCAGGUGGACUGGCAAGCUCAGAGAGAGUCUCCAGGUUCCAGAGACUGCCUCCACUUCUGAAAGGUUUUGGAAAUCCCUUGUCUCCAGGUUGCUGGAAUUGACUUCUUGCUCAACUGAAUCACUCGCUCAAUGGAGACAAAGAGAACUAAUGCUUUGUGCUGACUCAUGUUUGAAUCAAAGCCUUGAGGAGUCUGUCCGCUUUGUGGAAAGAACCGGUGAUCGUCUCUAUCACUGAGCUUCCUAAGACUUCUGAGGAGAAGAAGUUGGAGGAAUAUACACUUUCUUUUGAACUUUUAUAACAAAUAUUUGCUCUAGUUUUGAAGCCCAGGGCUGCUGGGGGUGUGAGUGACAAGUCUUACAAGUGGCCUUAUUCCAACUCCAGAAAUUCCUCAGCCGGAUUCUUGUUUUAUAUACAAUCCUUCCGUGACAGGAAACAUGCCAACUCAGUCCCUCUUAGUGUAUAUGGACGGACCAGAAGUUAUUGGCAAUUCUCUUGGCACCCAAAUGGAGAUCGAUGAUGCCGUGUCAAUCAAAGGGACUGCGGUUGUUCCUUUCAGAGCUACCCAAGAGAGAGACGUAGCCCGGAUGGAAGGCUGUGCGCCCUUGGACUGCAUGUUUUGCAGCCAGACCUUCACACAUUCAGAAGAUCUUAAUAAACAUGUCUUAGUGCAGCAUCGGCCUACCCUUUGUGAACCGGCCGUUUUGCGUGUUGAAGCAGAGUAUCUUAGCCCUCUUGAUAAAAGUCAAGUGAGAACAGAAGCUCCAAAGGACAAGAAUUGCAAAGAAAAUGAAGAAUUUAGCUGUGAAGUAUGCGGGCAGACAUUUAGAGUCGCUUUUGAUGUUGAGAUCCACAUGAAGAAACAUAAGGACUCUUUCACUUACGGGUGUAAUGUGUGCGGAAGAAGAUUCAAGGAGCCGUGGUUUCUUAAAAAUCACAUGCGAACACACACUGGCAAAUCGGGGGCCAAGAGCAAACUGCAGCAGGGCUUGGAGAGUCCAGUCACAAUCAACGAGGUCGUCCAGGAGCACGCAGCCGAGAGCAUCUCAUCGCCUUACAAAAUCUGCAUGGUUUGUGGCUUCCUAUUUCCAAAUAAAGAAAGUCUAAUUGAUCACAGGAAGAUGCACACCAAAGAAACUGCUUCCGGUACCAGCAGUACACAAACAGACUCUCAGCAGGAGGGAAGGCCAUCUCCGGGGGAAGAGUUCCUGCAGUUUUUUAACUUAAGACCAAAAUCUCACCCCGAAACCAUGAAGAAGCCCGCAAAAUGGAUACCUCAGCUCGAUCCGUUCACCACCUAUCAGGCUUGGCAGCUGGCCACCAAGGGAAAAGUUGCCGUUUGCCGAGAAGUGAAGGAACAGCCCGGGCAGGAAGGAAGCACCGACAACGACGACUCAUGUUCAGAAAAAGAAGAGCUCGGCGAAAUUUGGAAUGCGAGUAAAAGCCAUUCUGAAGGUUCUGGAAAGUCCAAAACAAGUAAAAGUGGUUGUACAGGCCUCUCACAAGAUAAGGAGAAGCCUAGACACUCUAACGGUGAAGUGCCUUCCGUGGAUGCUGACCCCAAGUUAGCCAGUAACAAAGAUAAGCCCACUCAUUGCUUCGAAUGUGGCAAAGCUUUCAGAACCUACCACCAGCUGGUCCUGCACUCCAGAGUACACAAGAAGGACAGGAGGGCGGAUGCUGAGUCGCCAACCAUGGCAGUCGAUGGAAGGCAGCCUAGGACGUGUUCUCCAGACCUAACCACCACCCUGGAUGAAAAUGGAGCCAUCGAUCGUGAAGUUGGCUCUGAAGAUGGAUCUGAGGAUGGACUUCCAGAAGGGCUCCAUUUGGAUAAAAAUGAUGACGGAGGAAAAACAAAGCAUCUAACAUCCUCGAGAGAAUGUGGUUAUUGUGGAAAGUUUUUCCGUUCCAAUUAUUACCUCAAUAUUCAUCUCAGAACGCAUACAGGUGAAAAACCAUACAAAUGUGAAUUUUGUGACUAUGCUGCAGCCCAGAAGACCUCUCUGCGGUAUCACCUGGAGAGACAUCACAAGGAUAAGCACAUCGAUAUUGCCACCGAAGUCAAGAACGAUGGGAAGAACCAGGAGACCGAAGAGGCGCUCCUGACCGCCGACAGUGCGCAAACCAAAAAUUUGAAAAGAUUUUUUGAUGGUGCCAAAGAUGUUAAAGGCAGCCCACCUGCAAAGCAGCUUAAGGGGAUGGCCCCUGCCUUUCAGAACGUUCUGGGCAGUGCUGUCCUCUCACCAGUCCACAGAGAUACUCAGGAUUUCCAUAAAAAUGCAACUGAUGACAGUGCUGACAAAAUGAGCAAAAAUCCUGCCCCUCCUUACUUGGACGUGUUAAAAAAGAAAUCAGCAGUUGAACCUCAGGCAAAUAACCUUCUCUGUAGGGUAGAAGUGGAUGUUACUCCUCGUGCAGACAGCAGCACUGCCCACACUGGGGAAGUCGGCCACCAAGAGAAGAAAGUAGAGAUCGCACCGGACUGCAAGUACAAGCCAAGCAUGGACUGUCAAGAAAAACCUUUAAAUUUAUCCCUUGGGGCUCUUCACAGUUGCCCAGCAAUUUCCUUGAGUAAAAGUUUGAUCCCAAGUAUCACCUGCCCAUUUUGUACCUUCAAGACAUUUUAUCCAGAAGUUUUAAUGAUGCACCAGAGACUGGAGCAUAAGUACAACCCCGACAUUCACAAAAACUCGAGGAGCAAGUCUCUGCUUAGAAGUAGACGUACUGGAUGCCCACCAGCUUUACUGGGAAAAGAUGUGCCUCCCUUGUCGAAUUUCCAGAAGCCCAAGGCCAAGCCUGCUUUCCCGGCGCAGCCCAAGUCCCUGCCGGCGGAGAAGGUGAAGCCGAGCCCCGCGGGGCCAGGCAAAGCCGCGCUCACUUCAGGGAUCGACUCCAGCACUUUAGCUCCAAGUAACCUGAAGUCGCACCGGCCCUCGCAGGGGCCCGCGGCCCGGCCGGCGGCCGAGAUCUUCUGCAGGCCCAGCGCCUCUCCCGCCGCGGAGAAGACGAAGCGGCCCGAGCCGAAGCCCAAGGCGCCCGCGCUGGGCUCCAGCCCCGCCGAGCUCCCCGCGCCGCCCGACGGGCCCUGGGCGCCGGCCGCCAGGGACUUCUUCUGCGGCCGGGGCGCGGCCGACUUCGGGGAGCCGCUGCCCAAGCGGCCCAAGGGCGGCGCGGCCGUCGACGAGCAGCCCGUGCCCAAUUACAGACGCGGCUUCGAGCUGCCCAAGUACCACGUGGUCCGCGGGAUCACGUCGCUGCUGCCGCAGGACUGUGUGUGCCCGCCGCCCGCCGUGCUGGCCCCCAAGCCGAGGUUCCUGGGCUCCGGGGACGCGGACGCGCACGUGCUCCCGGUCCCGAAGGCCUUCGGCGGCGCCGGGCUGUACGGCUGCGGCCCCGCGGGCGCCCCGGGCGCGGCGCUGGAAGGAAAAAGGCCUGUGUCAUAUCAACACUUAUCUAGCAGCAUGCUACAGAAGAGAAACUAUGAGAAUUUUAUUGGGAAUGCACAUUAUCGACCAAAUGACAAAAAAACUUGAUUUCCUAUUUUGGGGGAAGAAAGGUCCUGAUGGAUACAAGUGUGUACUCUCCAUGAAAUAAAUUAGUUCAUCCUUUGAGAAGGCAAAUGGUGAAAGCUACUGAAAUAAGCUGUGAUUGUACUGUACAUACAACAGAUGAGGAACACUACAGUUUUGUAAAGUUGUUCUGUUAACUUUUGUACCAAAUAGCAAUAAAAACUAUAGUUGGAACAGUUGGGGUAUACACAAAUAGAGACUGGAAAUCUCUAUUUUGUCCCUGAAUAAUAUUUUUUUUAGAAUUGACCAAAUAAGAAGUGGAGUUUUUGCAUACUUGAGCGCUGCUGAAAAGAAAUCAUUGGGGUUGGGGGUGGGGUGGGGAGAAAGUAUAUAACGCUUGCACCUCAGGUAAAGUGUAAAUACAUAAGUUGUAAACCUGCUUGUUUAAAUCCUGUGUGUAUUUCUUUUCUCUCAUGUAGCUCAUCACUUUGAGCAGUUUCUGCUAUUUGUGCUCUUUCAUUUAAAAUGUUUUUAAAAAAAUUUCUCAAUGAUUUGUAUUAUGUUAAAUCCUCUGCAGUCUAUUUGUUGUCUUAACAAAAUUGUUAGCGGAAGUAUUGACCCUCUAUAAAUAUAUGCUGCAUAUAUUGAGGUCAACCAUCCUGAAUUUGGUGCCCUUUUAUUGCAAAUUUCGGCAUGUCGACUGUGGAAGACUCCAGAUUCUGGAUGCUUUUCUUAGGGACUAGGGUGGUUUGUGGGAUUUUUAAGUGCACGUGUCUACAAAGAAGCAUUUCCUCUGUAGAACAGCCAAACAGCCAGUAAACGUACGAAACUGUAUGUAGAGUUACUUCAAUUUGUUUUCUAUGAAAUUAAUCAUUUUUGUUGGAAAAUUCAGUUUUUUGGGCAUUCUUGUAAAUUAGUAUAUAAAAAUGUAAACGCUAAAUUCUACGUGUGAGUUACUUAUAUUGGAAGCAAUUUUAAAGGAAAUGAAAGUUUCUGGGUGAAUUUUAGGUUUGUAUUUGGAAUCUUGGUGUGUCUGGCAUGUGGGUUAACUGUGGACAUACUCAAGUUGAUUACAGGCGCGUUGAUUCGGAGGAAGGAGCUGCGUGGCUGAGCCUUCUGGUGAUCUGGGAAGGAGGUCAUCUGUUUCCAGACCUUGGUCGUCUUCCCAUUUUUGGUUGUUUUGAAGGAGCAGCAUUUUUCUCCGUGUACAUGCAAUUUGGGUUUUAAGCAAAGACAGCCACCAGCUGGCUUGCUAGCUGUUUGAAACUUUUGUUCCCUUAAUGUGCUGCCUGUCCGUGGCUGAGUUUAUUCAGCAGUACGUGGGUUUAGCAACCACAAGAUAUUUUAUUAAGAAAACUGUUUCAACAAUAAAUUUGCACUGUUAAUUUUUCUUGCCCUGCCCUUCUCCAUUAGAGCAAGGUUGAAGUCCUAAAAGAAUCCUGAUUUUGUUUUCCCUUUGCUUUCUUUUCAUUAUGCAACAUGAAGCGUACUUGACAGAGAAGUCUUAACUCCUGGGUUGAAGGGAGACCUAAUUUGAGAUCAGUCUGCUGGCCUUGCAAUGAAGUGCUUUGUAUCAGGAAAGUGUACACUAUUUACCUGUUUUCCUGUUCACAAGCUGAGCCAUAUGUACAUAAUCUAGAUUUUUGUUUUCCUAGUUUUGCACUUUUAUAGCCUAUUUUUGAAGAUUAACACAUUUGCAAGAUGAUUGACUUGAUCUUUGUCUAAUCCGAUGAGUGUUUCAGAGAGCUCGCUGUGAGUGUAACCGUAAAUCUUCAAAGGGGACGUGUGACAACAGAGGGCUGAAAUCUAAACCUGUCUUUAAAAAAAAUCACCAAAUCUAUUUGAAAACAAGUCAGUUUGUGUUAUGCUGAAAUUUUGGGGGCUUUCAUAUUUCUCCUUUCUAACCACAUUUCUGAAUGCAUAAAAAUAUCAGUUUUUGUCCCACAGCCCUUGUACUCCAAAAUAUAUUUUUUUUGUCCAUCAGUAUUAACUAUUGGGAUACUACUGGUUUUGUAUGUUUUUUUCCUUUGUGACAACAGUGCAUAUAUAAUAGAGGUACAAUCCGUUGGACUUUUGUUUGUGUAUUUAUUUCAUUCCAGUUUGAUUUAUUUUAAUUGUUGAUACUUAAGUUGUCAAACCGUAGACAUUACUUGUUUUAUUUAUGAUAUAUUUCAGCUUAAAGUUAUGUUAUUAUAUGUGGAUGUAAAUAUAGAUUUGGUGUUUUGCA
Messenger RNA from Equus caballus (horse), 5935 nucleotides. It is a transcript of the gene ZNF217, whose product is annotated as zinc finger protein 217. Gene Ontology annotation, biological process: regulation of DNA-templated transcription. Lineage: Eukaryota; Metazoa; Chordata; Mammalia; Perissodactyla; Equidae. The record is from RefSeq and is a predicted model, not a curated record. Gene Ontology annotation, cellular component: nucleus. Gene Ontology annotation, molecular function: RNA polymerase II cis-regulatory region sequence-specific DNA binding; DNA-binding transcription factor activity, RNA polymerase II-specific.